UGGCUCCUCCUCCACCGCAACAGCAAGAACAACAACAACAACAACAACAACACAGGAUGGCGAGAGGCCGGGGGGCGGCGCGCUCAACCUCUCCUCGCUGUUCCCAGCUGCUUUUCUGCGGCGGAUGAUGACCUCGGACGAGAACAUGUCGCCGCGGAGCCUGACCCAUCUGCAGCGGCUCCUCUCGUCGCCGCGCCCCUCCCCCAGGAACUCCAUCGCGUCGCGGUGGCGCCACUACCACGGCGCCGCCGGAUGGGAGGGCCUCCUCGACCCCCUCGACGAGAACCUCCGCCGCGAGCUGCUCCGCUACGGCGACCUCGUCCAGUACGCCUACAACGCCUUCCACUCCCUCCCCGACGCCUCCUCCCCCUCCCGCCACCUCAGCCUCCUCCUCCCCGACCGCUCCUACCGCCCCACCCGCAGCCUCUUCGCCACCUCCUCCCUCUCCCUCCCCAACGCCGUCCCACCCUGGGCCCCCUCCUCCGCCUCCGCCGACUCCUCUCCUUCCCCCUCCUGGCUCACCCAGCGCACCAGUUGGAUCGGGUACGUCGCCGUGUGCGACUCCGACCGCGAAGUCGCCCGCAUGGGCCGCCGCGACAUCGUCGUCGUGCUCCGCGGCACCGCCACCUGCCUCGAGUGGGCCGAGAACCUCCGCACCUCCCUCGUCCCCGUCGACGGCGAAGCCCCCGGCGGCAGCGCCGGCGACCCCAGCGCGCCCAAGGUGGCGCGCGGGUUCCUCAACCUCUACAAGACCCCCGGCGAGCGCGUGCCGAGCCUCUCCGACGCCGUGGUCGGCGAGGUGCGCCGCCUCAUGGACGUGUACAAGGGCGAGGAGCUCAGCGUCACGGUGGUGGGCCACAGCCUCGGCGCCGCGCUCGCGCUCCUCGUCGCCGACGAGCUCAGCGCCUGCGCCCCGCGCGCGCCCCCCGUCGCCGUGGUCUCCUUCGGCGGGCCCCGCGUCGGGAACCGCGCCUUCGCGGAGCGCCUGGAGCGGUCGCGCGGGGUCGGCGUGCUCCGCAUCGUCAACGCGGGCGACGUGGUCACCCGCGUCCCGGGGCUGCCGCACGCGCGGAACGGGUACGAGCACGUGGGGACGGAGCUCCGGUUGCACACCAGCGACUCGCCCUGCCUCCGGCCCAGCGCCGGCCCGGCCUGCUCCCACGACCUCGAGUCCUACUUGCACCUCGUCGACGGCUUCGCCGGGACCGGCCGCCCCUUCCGGCCCGACGCGCGGCGGUGUAUCGUGCGGCUGCUGCAGCUGCAGCGCGCCAGCGUCAGGGCGUCCUACGUCAAGCGGGCGUUCGAGCUCGGCAUCGACAGGAAGGCGACCGCCGCCACGGGGCUCAGCCGGUCAGACUCUUACGGAUGCGUCCUAAGUCCGUCGUGAUCAAACACUCCCUCUAUCAAGACGACGCCGUGCUAAUUACAACGACUUCUGGUCACGGUCGCAGUUGCGUUGCUGGCGCAUUAAUUAGCAUUUAAGCAACGGACACGGAUGACAUUAACAUUUUCAGAGAAAUGUU
Molecule: messenger RNA, 1523 nt
Organism: Ananas comosus (pineapple)
Lineage: Eukaryota; Viridiplantae; Streptophyta; Magnoliopsida; Poales; Bromeliaceae
Product: phospholipase A1-Ibeta2, chloroplastic
Exons: 1
Coding region: 125-1387 (420 amino acids)
Biological process (GO): lipid metabolic process
Molecular function (GO): glycerophospholipase activity
Source: RefSeq, a predicted model, not a curated record